This is a messenger RNA of Daktulosphaira vitifoliae (grape phylloxera), 2699 nucleotides long. It is a transcript of the gene Nufip, whose product is annotated as FMR1-interacting protein NUFIP1. The coding region runs from base 176 to 2329 and encodes 717 amino acids. Lineage: Eukaryota; Metazoa; Arthropoda; Insecta; Hemiptera; Phylloxeridae. The transcript has 6 exons. The record is from RefSeq and is a predicted model, not a curated record.
AGAAUGAUAACAAAAACACGUGGGAUCUUUCAAAGUAUUGUUGAUUAGCGUUUUUUAUUGAAUUAUUUUAUUAAACUUAAUGCUCUGUCCGUUUGUUUGAAUUCAAUAAACCAAAAAAUAAUAAAAGUUAUUCAUUGUUCAAUGAUUCAACUAUCAACAUACAUAAUAUUAAAUAAUGAACAUCCAAAAUAUGUAUCAUUCAGAUAUACAACCUUCAUAUCAAGCACCAUCACCAUAUCAAGGACAAUUGUAUCCUACAUGUCAUAGACCUUUACACCCACCACCUCAGCAAUUUGGAUCAAGAUUUCAACUACCUCAGCAGCAAUACUCCAAUUCUCAUUCUAAUUAUCAACCAUCAAAUCAACAAAGUAGUCCUCAUUGUCCAAAUUUUUCCAUGAGCCCACCACCACCUCAACCUUACUACCAAUCUUCUGGUUUUGAUCAAGUUCAAUCUUGUACAAAUUUUGAAAAUUUACCACCAAGUCUUCCUUAUCAACCUAUGCAAAGUCCUAAUUUUAAUCAGCCGCUAUCACCUAGGCCUAAUUUUAGUCAAGUUCAUCCACCUGGCUCUAACUUCAAUCAGGUAUCUUCACAUGGAACAAGUUUUAGUCAAGUAACUCAAACUAUACCUAACUUCAAUCAAUUCAAACCUAAUUUCAAUGAACCACCUUUAUUAAGACCAAAUUUCAAUCAAAUUCCACCACCAAAACCAGUUUUCAAUCAAGGAUCUUCAUCAAGAUCCACUUUUAAUCAAGACUCAGUACCAAGUCCUGUUUUCAAUAAAGGACCAAUACUAGGUCCUAACUUUAACCAUGCACCACCACCACCAAUUGGUUCUUUCAAUUUACCAUUGAGUCAGAGUUAUGAAACAUCUUGUAAUCAAUAUUAUCAACCCCCUAAUCAAGUAUCAUCUCAACAGUUUUUUAAUAAAUCUUUGAACUUUGGUUAUAAUACUUCUAAUAAAUUUAAUCCACCUCAUGGACAAAGUUGUCCUCAAUUUCAAUCUAGGUGUGAACCAUCUAAUCAUCAAUAUCCAUAUCAACAAAAUUCUACACAAUAUUUACCUAGACAAGAAUUAAGCCAACCAAAAGCAAAUUUUAGAGCUCCUGGAAAAUAUAGGUGUCUUACUAAAAAUAAAUUUUCUUCAUCACAACAAGACUUUCUAAGAAAUAAGUUCCACCCUAAACAACAAUAUCAAAAUUGUAAUAUGACUGGUAUAAACUUUAAUAAUAAAGAAAAAAGUGAUGGUUUUUUAAAAAAAGACAAAGUACAAAUUGCAUGCAAUAAAGGUGACUGUGAUUUUGUUGGACACGCUAGUGCUGUAAAAGAACAUCAAAAUUUACACCAUAGAUUUGGUUUACAUAAAAAGGUAUUGUAUAGUAAUAGUUCAGAUGCAGUAAAGAGAUGGAUCGAAGAAAGAAAAAAAAAUUGGCCAACUAAAGAAACUGCUAAGUUGAAGUUAGAAAUACAAAAUGAAAAAGUUAAAAGAGGAGAACGUAUUGCUGAUGAAGAUUUCAACAGGUUCAAUAAUAAAAAUGACAAAUUAAACCGAAAUGGAUCUGGACGUCUUAAUAAUAGAAAAAGAACAAAAUUUGAAAAUGCCUUUGUAGAGCAUUUAGAGGAACCAAUGAAUGGAAACCUGAAGCGUUUUGCUGGAAUCAAUGAUGUUUUGAUUAAACAAUUAGAAGAUUUAUCUAACAAUGAAAAAAGCAAAUUGGGUUCUUUAAAAUUACUAGAAGAGUAUGAAUUCAGUGAUAAUCAUAGUGAUGAUGAGCCCCCUGAAGAAAUAACUAUUAUUAAAAAAACUACAACUAUAAAUGAGCCUUUAAUAAUAAAAGAAACUAAUACAGUGUCAAGCUUAGAAUCUGUAACAUUUAGUGCCAUAGAAAAUAUUGAAUUAAAUAAAAGUGAUCAAGGAGAUAUUAACAUUGAUUAUAUUAACAAAACAAAAAUAGAAACUACUUCAUCAAAUAUUUCAGUAACAAAAAGUCCAGGAAAAAACAUUUUAUUAGAAACAACAGCUGAAAAUGUGUCUAUGGAAAAACUAGUAAAUAAUAAUUCUAUAGAAAAAUCAGUUGAAAAUAGCACUCUAGAAUUUCAAAAAUAUGAAAAUAAUCAAAAACGAAAAAGACAGUCUAAAAAAGAAAAAAAAAAUGUUAAAAUAAAACAACCCCCUAGAACUCCUAGAAAUGAAGUUAUGGAAAGAAAAGCAGCACUUCUUGAAGCACUCAUGGGUAAUCUGAUGAGAAGUGAAAGAAAUACUAUUACACAAUGUAUUUGUUAUAUAAGGAACAAUAUGCAUCGUUUCAUACAAACUCAAACAACUUAGUUAAUAUUUGAUUGUUUUAUAUCAAAAGAAUAUUUGUAACACAAUAUAAAGAGUUCUCAUAAUAUAAAGUAAAUUAAUUUUUAUUGCAAGUGUAUAUUUUUUUCAUUAUUGACAUAAUUUUGAAUAAUAUAAAUUUUAUUUUAAAUUUUUUCAAGUAUCUUUAGUCAGACGAAAAUAUUUACAAAUAAAUCCUGAUGCUAAUCAUCUAUUUAACUAUAUAUGAAUUGUAGAUUUUUUUAUUUACACCUUAACAUAUACAUGAUAUUUUUCUUUUUUCUCAUCAAAAGUAAAUUCAUCAUAUCUAAAAUAUUAUGAAAAUUGUAUUAUUGUUUGAUGUAUUUUUUAAUUAAACUAGUUAAGUUUAUACGUA